UUUUCGUGCGGCCGGCCCUCCACUGAGAGAGUGUAACCCGACACUGUGGAGCAGGCACUCUCUGCAUUGUGAGCCGGGCUCUGACCCAGGCUGGCGGCGAAGCGGAGGAGCCGGCAGCCCCCGGUCGCAUCGAGCCUCGCUGGGCUGCACACACAGGUAUAUCAAAGUAAAUUCCUUCCUGCUGAGAGUAUACCGGAUAAUUGGGACACAUCUCACAUCGAGAAGAGUACAUUUUGGUCAAUUUAAGCGGCUGCCCCUAUCAGACGAAGCCUCACGGAAAUAGUUAAAAAGGUGAAAUCUGGAGGGGGAAAUCGCUGGACGAUGUAGAGGACGGCAGGAGCUGACAGGAUGAGCAGCCUCGUGUCCCUGGACAGACACAUUCAACAAACAAAUGUCCGUCUCCAGUGCAUCAAGCAGCAUCUACAAAGCCCAGGCAGCUUCCAGACAGCGGCUCGGGAGCUUCUGGACUGGUGUGAAGAUCCUCGUGCGUUCCAGAGGACCUUCGAGCAGAGUCUGAUGGGAUGUUUGUCGGUUGUAAGCCAUGUGUCGACCCAACAAGGCUUUGACUUGGAGCUUGGCUAUCGGUUGCUGGCUGUCUGUGCUGCCCACAGGGAGAAAUUCAGCCCAAAGUCCGCAGCACUACUUACCUCGUGGUGUGAGGAUUUGGGUCGACUCCUCCUCCUGAAGCAUCAGAAGAGCCUUCCAACCCAUUCCACUGCUAAAUUCCCCUCACAGCCCCCCAUGAACUCGAUGAAUCCCAUGAAGCCAUCCCUUCCACCCACUCCUCACAGUGAUGGGUCAUUCACAUACAGUGAUUCUGUUUCUUGGCAACAGAACACCAAUCAGCCUCCAGGUUCGCUCUCUGUGGUAACUACAGUGUGGGGAGUCAAUAAUCCAUCUCAGAGUCAGGUCCUAGGAAAUCCUAUGGCCCCUGGGGGCAACUCCAGUGGGAAUCACAUGACGUCUGGGAUACCUGGAAAUGGUCCGGGAAUGAGCUCUCCACAGUUCAUGGGACAGUCGCCAUUUCCCACCUCGGAAACGGGUUCAAGCAAGGGAAACAUGCAGCAGAAUUUGUACGGACGGCCUAACUAUCCGGGAGCAGCAGGAUAUGGUGGAAGUUACCCUGGUGGCCCAAAUGGCUCUGGUGGAAUGGGAAUCCCUUCACAUUCCAGGCCACCAACGCACUUCACCCAGCCGGCCGCUGCUGCGGCGGCUGCUGCUGUGGCUGCAGCUGCGGCCACCGCCACCGCCACGGCCACAGCCACCGUGGCUGCCCUGCAGGAGAAGCAAAACCACGAGAUGAGCCAGUAUGGACCGAUAAGUGCUGCUCAGUCCUACAACAGCCAAUACAUGAGUCACUCUGGCCCUCGUGGUUCACCGCAGAUCUCCACUGGAAUGACCACGGGAGGGAUGGCCAGCACAAUGGGACCUUCGAGCAUAUCACACAUGUCUAUGAACCACUCGAGGCCACCUGGCAUCAACCCCAUGUUCGGUGCACAGAGCCAGCGAAUGCCACAGCAUGGAUACGCAGGACCACGACCAGCCCAACAGUUGCCUGGGCAGGGAGUGAAGAGGCCGUAUGUCAGUGAGCAAAGCUAUCUAGGUCAACAGUAUGGUCCUAACAGCCAGUAUCCCAGCCAGACCAGUCAGUAUGCUCCCUCAAGCACCCAACGAUCCAUUCCGUCUCCCAACUAUCCAGCACAUAGGAUGCCUGGCCAGCAAAACACAGGACAGUACCCCAUUCCCCCAGGAUCAAUGGGGCAGUAUUAUAAGCCAUCUGAGAAAUAUAAUGGGCAGAGUAACGCCUUUAUGGGUGGUAACUACACCAGCUACACCCAGGCCAAUAUUAAUGGGCCUUCAAGAACUAUGCCUGGCUAUCCCAGCUCCCCCAUAUCAGGCAACCCAACACCUCCAAUGACUCCAGGAAGCAAUAUUCCUCCAUACAUGUCACCGAACCAGGAUGUGAAAUCACCUUUUCUUCCCGACAUAAAGCCCAACCUGAAUAGUCUUCCUCCUCCCCCAUCAUCAAGCCCUGGAGAUGAGCUGCGACUGACCUUCCCCGUGCGAGACGGUGUUGUGUUGGAACCCUUCCGCUUAGAGCACAACCUUGCUGUCAGCAACCACGUCUUCCACCUGCGUCAUUCCGUGCAUCAGACGCUAAUGUGGAGGCCAGAUCUGGAACUUCAGUUUAAGUGUUAUCAUCACGAAGACAGACAGAUGAACACAAACUGGCCUGCUUCAGUCCAGGUUAGCGUGAAUGCCACGCCCCUCACGAUUGAACGAGGUGACAAUAAAACAUCCCACAAGCCGCUCUACCUGAAGCAUGUGUGCCAGCCGGGGAGGAACACAAUUCAGAUCACUGUGACGGCCUGUUGCUGUUCACAUCUGUUUGUGCUACAGUUAGUGCACAGACCUUCAGUUCGAUCAGUAUUACAAGGCCUCCUGAAAAAGAGACUUCUGCCUGCAGAGCACUGUAUAACUAAAAUCAAGCGGAAUUUCAACAGUAGCGCAGUCUCUUCAGGUAACCCCGGGCUAAAUGGGGAGGAUGGUGUUGAACAGACAGCAAUUAAAGUGUCAUUGAAAUGUCCGAUCACAUUCAGACGAAUCCAGCUUCCAGCACGAGGACACGACUGUAAACACAUUCAGUGCUUUGACCUGGAGUCGUAUCUACAGUUGAACUGUGAACGAGGAACCUGGAGAUGUCCAGUGUGCAACAAAACAGCACUGCUGGAGGGACUAGAAGUUGACCAAUAUAUGUGGGGCAUUUUGGCAGCCAUUCAAAACACGGAGUUUGAGGAGGUUACAAUUGACCCUACGUGCAGCUGGCGGCCAGUACCAGUGAAGUCGGACAUCCACAUAAAAGAUGACCCAGAUGGCCCCAUAGCCAAGAGGUGUAAGACGAUGAGCCCCAGUCAAAUGAUUAUGCCCAACGUAAUGGAGAUGAUUGCCGCCCUGGGUCCAGGAACAUCUCCCUAUCCAUCUCUGCCACUUCCACCAGGGGGCAACAACAAUGGUGACUACCCUCAUCAGAAUUCUGUUUAUUCUGGGCAGGGGAACUUCCCCGAUUUCCCCCAUGGCAAUGCUACCAACACGUCGAUUAAUGAGUUUAUACAUGGGCCACCACCACUGAGCUACCCAUCAGAUAUCUCAAAUAUGACUCCUGACAAGCCCCUAGGACACUCCAUGUCAGAUCAGAUUCCUCAUUCUACUACGAUAGAUCAACCCCACCCUACUAUGCAGCAAGGAGUCCAUGCACCCCACCUUGGCAAUCAGACAGGGCAGCCACUGCACCACAGAAGCCCCUCCCAGCACCCGCGGCAGCUCCAGCAGACGGGCUCCAGCGCCCAUUCACAUGGUGAAUUGACGUUUAACCCAUCUUCAGUGAUGGAAGGUCAACCAGGUGGUCAGGGAGCAGCUGAUGUUCCAGAGCCUUCUCUGGAACUUCUUCCAGAGAUUACAAACCCAGAUGAACUACUUUCCUAUUUAGGACCUCCGGAUAUGCCAAACAACAGCAAUGAUGACCUUCUGUCCUUGUUUGAGAACAACUAAAUAUUCUUCCUUUUUAUCCACCACAUUAACUCUAGCUUCAACUUCACUGAAGCUCAACUGAGACUCCACACUGCCUUGCACUGCUGACAGUGAAAAACUAUUGACAGAUUUCUCUGUGGAUAGUACUGGUAGGAGACCCAUUGCAAAUUGCUGUCACCUUUUACAGUUCUAAAUUUCUUUAGAUCCCUGGAACACAGAUGAGAUUUGAAACAUUGACAAGUCAGAAGAAACCAGCUAAUUAGGGAAUCUUUUAAUCUUUAGUUAUUAAUGCCACAAAUCUUGUCUGCAUUUUUAAAACAUUUGAAGGCAAAAGAUGGGAAAUACUUCAAUUCAGCAAUUAGCUUUGAGCCACUAAUUGCAGGUUUGUUAUUUGGCUCAGACGUUUUGUGGAUUAUUCUCCACUUUCACUAUUGAGGUGAGGAAUUUUACUAGGAAUCAAAUGCCUUGCACAGGGGAAAGCUGAGAAACAAACCAGAGCUGGCAAGCCCCUGUUAUCAAGUACAAUGAUUUUCCUGGAUCCCUGUACAGUUCCUUACAGUUCCAUUGUAAGGAAGAGACUGGAUGGACUCUCACUAACUAUAUCUUCAAACUCACUGAAGAAAAUGCAAAAAAAAAUCAUGAUCAAUUACAAAACAAAAGCACAAAGGAUUCUUAUUGACCAAGGUAGGGACACUACAGCACUGAAAGGAAAGAUGAUUUCUUCCAUGCUGUAAUGAAACAGUAUCACUGCCUGUAUUUCACAACCUGUGAUAAAGAUGUUGGACGUCAUAUCAUUGUAAUAUAAAAGGAGUACGCAGAGGUGAUUAAAUGACAGAACUGUGUUAUUAUCCCAUUUCAAUUGCCCUAACCGCUUCCUUAUUUUUGUUCAUUUAAAAAAAGAGCAUUCCACAUUCUUAAUGUAGACUUAUCUGAACACACCAAUGCAGUUCUACAGGCUGUGGUUUUUGUACCAAGUUCAUGUGGCACCAAAAAGGUUUUUUUUUAAUAUAUCUUAAGUACUGUGGUAUUGGCAAAACAAUUGAACAGUGCCCAAUGAUUAUUAAAAUGCUGCUGACGAUCAUUUGCAGGUGCAAGAAACCUUUUUUUAAAUGUACACUGUGAUGAGAGAGAUCGUUUAAAAACAAUGCAAUUAUUGCAGAAAAUAAUCAUUGUCUUGAAGUUUGUAUUUACAAAUAACUUCCAUAAGUUUUGAGGUGAGGGAAAGGGAAAAAGGGAGAUGGAAAAUGUAUGUUCUUUUUAGUUCUUUUGAGCUACAGCAGCUUAGGAUUUCUGUGAACUAUUUAAGUCAGUUGAGGUAUGUAACUCAAUAUUAUUUAGGUUUGGGUUUAAGUUUAUUGAAUCUAUCUCCUUAGGAUUAUCUAGGAUUGUACUGAAAUUUGUAAAACAAUAAAACUCUUGUUUAAUUUCUAUAGCUUUUUAUAUGUAAACUAUUAUCUCCUGUUAGAAAAUUCAAUUUCAAUGUAGUAAACUACGCUAAAAACAAAGUCUUGCUUCUGUGUCAGUCUUGGAACAUAGAGAAGGACUGCUCCUUUAAAAUAUGAAAUGGGAUUUAAAAUCAAUUAAAGUUACAAAAAUGUUUUGAAUGUUGAAAGUAUGCAGAAAGUGGCUUGGAGAAAGACGACUUUGGGUGUAAUUCUUGCAAAAGAUCAUGUACAGUAAAGAGAAGCAUGCUUUUUUUUCACCAAAUGAGAAGAACAGGGGGAAAUUAGUAAAUUUGUGCCAGUUUUCACAAAGAUGCUGUUGGCUGUUGUGAAGGUUAGGGGUGUGACAGCAUUCAAAAAGCAAAAGGAAAAAAUAGAUUUCCACGGUAGAUGAGAAAGCAAUAUAAUGUUAGAAAAGGAAUGGGAGGGGCACAACUGAUAUUAAAAAUCAGUGUUCAUAUUCAAGAUAGAAACAAUAUUGUACAAGAUAAGACACUGUUCAAAGGAAGUGAUAGGCCAUUUGGCCCAUCAAGUCUGCUCAGCAAAGUCGUUGGCAAGGGUGGGAUAGGUCCCGGCUUGUUUUUAAUUAGGCAGACACCAUUUCCUGAACAAAAAUUCAAGCAGUGAGACAAUUUAUGUUUCCAUUAUGAAAUUAAAACACAGGAGGCCAUGCAAUCUAUCAAGCUGUAUGACUGUUCUGGCGGCAAUCCCCCACUUACCCCCCGACCUGUCAACGAUGUGGUACCACGGAGUAAUCACAGUUCUAUUUUUUCAUCUAUUCCCUGCUUUUGCAAGUUGUUUGUGCUGGUCAGCAGGGGUAUUAGAAUAUGGUUUCAGGUAAUUAUCUAUAUGUGAUUAGCUCAGGGUUCCCAACCUGGAGUCCACGGACCCCUCAGUUAAUGGUAGGGGUCCAUGGCAUAAAAAAAGGUUGGGAACCCCUGGAUUAGUUGGUUACACAGAAUUUUUUUCAUACAGUAUAUUAGGAUUCUGUAGUACAUUUAUCCCAUUUUUAGUUAAAAUUAGAGAAAAGAUCUGCACCGACAGACCUUUCUUGAAUGAUUCCUUUUAAUGUAUUUCCACAACCAUAAAAAUCCAUUAUCACCCAGUUUUCCCCAAUUAAAGUACAAUUAUAUUACAUUGAGAACCAAAAGCACCCAUCCCCCCGACACUAAAUUUUAUCUUUUGCUUCUUUGCACACCCAUCAUUUUAUCAAUAUACUCUUGCAAUUUUCCCUGGCAUGUCAUAACUAAUUGCUGUGCCUCUUAGCCACAGAUUUAGGUACUGCUAGAUUUUCACCCAAAUUACUGAUAUAUUUAAUAGACAAGAAUAGUUCAAGGAUAAGCCUAGGGAAUAGCACCACCCAUUUCUGGCCACCAGAAAACUUGCCUACAUUCAACUGAGUUAAUUCCCUAUUCUAAACAUCCUAACCCAUUCUUGAACAAGAUUUCAUAAUUCUACGUUAGUACUUUUUUUCCUAAUCACAACACAACAGAAGGUCUUUGAAAGUCAUGUCCUCUGCAUUUCCUGCUCCGUCAUAUCCGUCUCAUAAGAUAUAGAUGUGGAAUCAGGCCAUUUGGCCCAUCAGGUCUGCAGUGCCAUUCUGUCAUGGCUGAUUCAUUAUCCUUCUCAAUACCAUUCUCCUGGUUUCUCGCCAUAGUUUUUUAAUGCCCUUACUAUGGGAAACAUCCUCUCGUUAUCUGUAGAUAGGUUUCAAUGAGACCCGUCACCCUCAUUGCUCUGUAAAGAAAUUUGUUUCUGAAAUUUAAGUUGGCUGUUUCUACUUGUCUUAACUUCCUCUAGAUCUUUAGUGAUUCUGUUUUUAAAUAUUCUCUAUUGCCACAUUAUACAGAACCUGGAACAGCCAAGUCUUCCCUUCAGAAGUGAAAAUUCCAGUACUCUCCAGUCUUUCAGAACAUGUAUAUUUUCAAAGCAACCUUAAAAUAUAAUUAUAUUUACCACGUCAGGGUGUCCUUCCUAAAACUAUUGCCUGGCUGUCUUAUGUAGACUUUAGCAAGCCAGGGCUGGGCUGUUGACCUGGUAUGGCUCCCAUUGUCUGAAUUCAUAAUGUCUCAAUUUCAAGGUAUAAUUGGGAAAGAAUGCUAUUGAUUGUAUGCUAAUGAAACCUAAUAUGGCAUCAACAAAGUGCACUUUCACUACUUAUUCUGUAACUAAUAACAAUCAGCUAUCAGUUAUCUCCACAAUAUUAAUUUUUUAUCAUCAGGUAUUUUUUUCACUAUACUGUUUUUUAUCAAUAUAAAUGUGCCACAAUAAUUAUUGUUUGAGAGUAACCACAAAGAAACAUUUGUGCUGAAUGUGGUUUCUGGCAUAUGGCUGGCUGUAGAACAUACACCAAAUGCUGUGUGCAGAUAAAACCCUUUGGUAUUUUCAGUAGAAAAAAAUGCUUUGUAAGAAAGUAACUAUACAAGUGCCAGUAAAACUUCUGAUUUUGGGAAAAUUAUUUUUUUAUAUACCUAAAUGUUCCUCUUUUAUUACUCUGCUCAAGUUAAGUUUGGAGUGCUUUAAAAUAUUAUGACCAAAUUAGCUAUGGAAAAUACAAGGAAAAUCUGUUUUUAAACACCAAAACAAUUUGUCUUACUUGCGUGCUCCUGCUUAAUGCUGUAUAUAGUAAUCUGUGGUAGUCUCUGUUCUGAUGUACUGUUACUGUUUGAAUACAUGCUUAAAAUGCUUUAGUACCAGUAGAAAAACUCAGUUAAGUCACAUAUAUUUACAGAUUUAUCUCAAACUCUGCUUUCAAUCCAAAUUGUAUCUAUUAUAUCAUUUGAAACCCUCCUUUCCCUAAAAUGUAAACCUCAACCAGGGCAUUGUCUCCAGCUAGCAACUGUUUUAAAGUAACCUCGUAACACACAAGGCCCUAUUGAGAGUGGCAAGGAGCUCCCAUCCCUCCCCUAAAAGAAAUUGGGUUACUCAAUCAUUUACCUAAUUCUUACCAACCACAAAUGUAGAGAGGCAUUAAUCAGAAAUCAAUAAAGGGUUUUAGUGCAUUCAGUUCUCCCCUCUCUUGUUUAGAAACUUUUAAGUGAUUGUACUAACAUAACUUGUUGCCCUGAGUGAUAUUAGUUAGACAAGAAUUAGAUCUGGGUAUGGAUCUAUAUGACUGAGUUACUUGUUGGAGAGCAGCAAAUGGAAUUCCAGAUACACUUCUUUAUGCUGAAGCUAGUACGUUACCUACUCCUGUUUAAAAUUCUAUUGGAGUCUUCCCUUAAUGGCACAACUCUAUUUAAUUUUAAUCUGAAUUUAUAGACUCUUUGGAGUCUCUGUAAGCAUUCACACGUCGAAUCAAAGGUUCAACAUUAUUGAUAUGAGAUGGAAAAAUAAGUAUUCUUGUUUUCAGAGUAAAAGUGGAACUUUUAUUGUCUGUGACCUUGCACAAAUAAAAUUGAAAUCUGUUCUGGGUGUCCUGCAUUUCAAGGUUCCUUUACAUUGUAUUAAAAUAUUUUGCCCUUUUCUGGCCUUAGUCAUCUGUAAUCUCUGCAGUUAAAAUAGUAAGUAAUUGGACUUGAUUCACCAGGACUAAAAAUGUGAAUCAUCAAGCAACCUAAAAAUGCACAUAACAGUAAAGCAACAGGACCAAAUAAAACUACAUUUACUACAACCCAACAGUACACCCAUUGCAAAUUCAGAUAUGUUUGCUAAUAAUUUUACAAGUAAGACUUGCCAUAUUUAAUGCACAACCGCUGAUCUUUGUUAUAUGGGUUACAUAACAAUACAUGCAUUUUUUUCUUUUGCAGUACCUAAACCCCUUAAUGGCACAUCUUUUAGUCAGGAAGUGAUGUAACAUCAGGAUACAACAGUUACUCAGCGAAAUUUAAGUUGUUUGAGCCCAAUUCAUUUUCAAUCAAUUAGCAGAGUUGAUCAGGAAAAUUUUCCCAUCAAAUUCACUAUUAUCACUUACUGCAUAGCCAUCAAUGUGGGAAUUAAGCUAAUGGUUUCUAAGAAAGGUGAUAUUUAAUGCAUGAAAUGGUGGAAGAACUCAGCGGAUCAGGCAGCAUCCAUGGAGGAAAAUAAACAGUCAACAUUUCAGACUGAGACCCUUCAUCAGGACUGGAAAGGGAAGGGGCAGAGACCAGAAUAAAAGUAUAGAGAAGGGAGGAACAGGAGCUAGCAGGUGAGAGGGGGAAGGCAGGUGGGUGAGGGUGGAGGAGUAAUCAGCAAUACUGGGAGGGAUGGUAAGUCUUGUGUCCUACCUAGAGUUUUACUAGAUAGCCAAGUAGCUGGUUGUGAAAAUGCACAAGCAACCUGAGCUUAAAGUCAUCAGAAGAUAAUUAAUAGAAAGAAUUCUGCUUAAUUGUUCACUGUUUUUCAUUGCAAUAAUUUAGCCGAGAUGAAAUAUCUUCAUACAAAGUACAAGGCUACUAACUUUUCCCAAUACCAAAGCAAAAUAUUGCUGAAAUAUGGAUUUUCUGCUAAAUGUAAUAGAAAAAAAACCCCUUAAACUUCCAACUAAUCCACUGGGCCAGCUUAAACUCAAAUUGACCCUGAGCUAGAGUUACAGUUCAAUGAUUGUGAAGUGUGUGUGAUACAAAAACUGACAAACAGUUCAGUUUUUGAUAAAUCUGUUUUGGAUGACAGCAUCUGAAUUAAGUUACAGUUUAUUAAGCAUUACUAGAAUAAUUUCCAUUUUCACACUGAACUAUGAAAAAUUAAAUGAAAGCUUUAAAAAUAUUUUAAUCUCUCACAUUCAUUUUUAGUUCCUCUGAUUGCUGCAAUGGUAAAGGCAGUAUUUACUAUGUCAUUUAUACCAGACCUCUCGCACAAGAUCUUAUGGUUCUACUUAUUUACAAGAUGUUAGUGCUUAAUUGGAGACAAGUGUCGCUGAUGGGGAUACAUCAAGCACACUAAAAUAACCAUGCCCAUUUAAAAAGUCUGGUGAUAUUCAUUAUCAAAUCACAUACAGAAUGGCUACCAAGGUGAAGUUUGAACAGUACACCAUGCUGUGGAACCACAUGUUCCAAAAAUAAGAGGAAAAAGAGUACAAUAAUACAUUUUGCUGACAGUCAGUGUCUAUCUGAUUUAUAAUUUAGACUUCCAAAGGUGAGCAAUGACAUUACUUCAAAAUAAACUGAUUGUUAUAGCGCAACAUGACAAUUAAAAAAAAAAGUGAUUAUCUAUAAAUUUCUCAAGUAGUGUUAGAAAUACUUGCUUUCAUUAUUGGUUUUGUAUUUAGUAUUCAACCACAUUCAAAACUGAAAAAUUAAUAACAACAGUAAAAGGGGAACCAGAAGCUGGAGAAUGUAGUCAUCAAAAUACAUUCACACAGUUAGUUUAAAAUGACCGUAAAUGAUGUAACUAAUAAAUAAACCACGUGAUAGCUUAGUUGACCUGCAGGAAUAACAUGCCUUUUGCAAAUUUCAGACUGAGCUUGCAAUUGGACAAACACCCAUUUGUUCAAAUUAGCCAAAAAAAGCCAUAAAAUGCUGUUUACAAUAAGUUGCAAUUAGUCCUUUUAAUUCUAAUGGAUUUUUCCAACUCUCAUAACAAAACAGCACAACAAAAUCCAGAUUGAUUGGUUAUAAAGAUCUGGAUGAAGGUUAUUAACUACACCACAAUGUAUAGUUAAUAACAUUGACCACAAUGUGGUAGAGUUUCUCAAUCAUGAACAGAUGGAUGUUUAGAGCUUCACUGCACCUCAGCAUCUUCAUUAUUUAGUGGUGAGGUAGGGUCAGAAUUAAUUACUAAUCUCAAUUUUAGUUCAAAAACGAUUACUUUGAAUAACGUAGGUCAAUAAUGUGAAAUGUACACAGAGAGGGAAAAGACUGUCAUAAUGUACUACCCAGAUUCCAUGGUCAUUAAUAUAAAUACAUGCAUACAUGUGCAUUGAAUAAAUAUUACUCAAAUAUUAAUUUCUACUUUACUUUUGCUCUGUUUGGGGCAACAGUAAGUAGUCUACAGAGAACUAUAGAAAUACAAAAUAUUUUAAUAUCCUUUGCCGUUUUCUCUCAUUGUAUCUGAUAUGUCCUUAUUUUUUGAGAUUUUGAUUUCCUAUUACUUUAAUACUGUAUUUAUAAAUAUGUGACUUUUUAUUUAGUUUGUGCAAUUUGGCACAAGGUGUGUGUAUUCUGGUAUAAUAACAAGAAGCUGUCUAAACUUUAAUUCAGACUGAGAUAUUGGCACAGUAAACCAGCAAUUGCUGUUAAGCAAUGAAAGAUGUAACAAGUCUAUUCAGUCAAUGAGCUCAUGACUCACCAACUCUGUGUUUCUGAGGUGCUACUAUAUGUAUUGUAAAUUAGGAUGGAAAGAAAAGAGUGUAAAUUUCAUAUUUUGUAAAAAAAAAUCUUUUCUUUUAGCAUUUCUGUACAGUAAAUGAAACAGUAAAAAAAAUGUGUGUCUGCAUGCAACUGUUGAA
Mobula hypostoma (lesser devil ray) is the source of this 11334-nucleotide messenger RNA. RefSeq names its product zinc finger MIZ domain-containing protein 1-like. Gene Ontology annotation, molecular function: SUMO ligase activity; zinc ion binding. Gene Ontology annotation, biological process: regulation of transcription by RNA polymerase II; protein sumoylation. The record is from RefSeq and is a predicted model, not a curated record. Bases 349 to 3549 code for a protein of 1066 amino acids. Lineage: Eukaryota; Metazoa; Chordata; Chondrichthyes; Myliobatiformes; Myliobatidae. The transcript is spliced from 23 exons. Gene Ontology annotation, cellular component: chromatin.